Messenger RNA from Closterium sp. Naga37s-1, 657 nucleotides. Lineage: Eukaryota; Viridiplantae; Streptophyta; Zygnematophyceae; Desmidiales; Closteriaceae. The record is from the annotation of a GenBank genome assembly.
GUCUCUGCCUCCCCUCCCACCCUCGCCUGCCCCUCCCUGCCUUCCCUGUGUCGAGGGGCGGCAGCGCGCCGCUCCUCACUCCUCCUCGUUUCCCCCGACGACUGCUCCCCUGCAGACUCUCCACAUGGACGUGUCGAGCCCGCACGCCCUCUGUCCGCUGCCGCGUCGUCCCGCGUGCACCCCGUCACCCCGCCAGUUAGCACCCCGCCCCUCUGCCCGCUUAUCGCACGUACGCUCCCCACCACCCGCUCGCUCCCCAUCGUCCUGCACCCAGACCGCUGCCCGCACGCACCCCGUCUCCCACUCGCUUCUUGCCCCCGUACGCACUCAGCAACCCGCUCGCACUCCGCCACCCGCUCGCUCCCCGCCGCCCCGCACCCCGCCGCCCGUACGUACCCCACACCCAGUACUCACCCCGCACCCCGAACGCACCCUGCACCCCGCUCCUGGACGCACUCCGUCCGCACCUCGCACCCCGCCGCCCGUACGCACCCUGGCCGCAUACCGCUCUUGUACGCACCCCGUACCCCGACCGCACCCCGCGCUCGUACGCACCCAGCACCAGGACGCUCCUCGCCGCUCGUACUCACCCGGCACCCCCCGUUCAUCCGAAGGCCCCGCGGCCCCCUGCUAGAAGGCCCCGAGGGACAAAACUAG